Molecule: messenger RNA, 2666 nt
Organism: Ipomoea triloba (trilobed morning glory)
Lineage: Eukaryota; Viridiplantae; Streptophyta; Magnoliopsida; Solanales; Convolvulaceae
Product: actin cytoskeleton-regulatory complex protein PAN1-like
Exons: 6
Coding region: 285-2591 (768 amino acids)
Molecular function (GO): nucleic acid binding
Source: RefSeq, a predicted model, not a curated record
UCAUUUUCCAUGCUGUGCUUAGAAGCACUACCCAAAACCCUAAUCGGACCGCUAUUUUUUGCUCUCACUUUACAUUUUCCAGAUUUUUCUUUUGAAUCUUGUUUUCAUUUGUUUGAUUUUUGUUAAAUUCUGCUGAUAGUUGUGUUUGUGUUAUGGUGAAGCUAGGGUUUGCUGUCUCCACACGUUUCUUGUAACUGUGGAAACUGACAUCGGUGAUCAGAGCUAUUCCAGCAUUGAACCAAAUCCUUACCAGUCAAUUUUAAGUGUGGAUUUUGGACAAACAAAUGUCAUCCCCAUAUCCUAUUCUGGAGAAUCGACCAAUUGAUCAGUGGAAAGUCACAGAGCUAAGGGAAGAGCUUAAGAGACGCAAGUUAACAACAAAAGGGCUGAAGGAAGAUUUGGUGAAGCGGUUGGAUGAAGCACUUCGCAGUGAGCAGGAAAGUGAACAGGGAAACACUGGUGAUGGUUUUGAUUCUGCCCCUGAGUCUAAAGUUGAAUCUGAAAAAGAAAAGACUGAGUUAUUUGAUGCUAAUAAGGAGAAGGAUGCUCCUGUUGCUUGUGAUUCAAUAGGUGAUAAAGUGGAAAGUGAAGUGCAUAAAGUUGAUCUUGGUGACAACAGAACGCCAUCUGAUGAUGGUAAAGUUGUUGAAGGAGAACAAGUUCAUUCAAUUGGUGAAGAAGUGGGGCAACAUAGUAAUUUGGAAACUAAUGUUGUGGUUGGCGAGACUGUGGAUUCAGCGAUGGCUUUGGAUGGGCAGGAUUCACAAAAUCAAGGAAUACAGAAUGAAGGGGAUUCAAAAACAGAGCUCCAAAAUCCUGGUUCAGAGUCUUCUGACGUGAAUGCCAAAAUUGUUUCACCUAAGCGAAAUAAUCAGGUAUCUGAGGUCAGCCCUGUUUUGGAGUCUCAUGUAAACUCUGGUACUGUUUCUACUGAUAUCUCAAUUAGUGAAAAAAUAGAAAUAAAGAAUAAUGUGAUUACUGAUGUCAAACUAGAAGUCGAUGUUAAGCCUGAGGUGGUGCAUCUAUCAUCCAGCAAUGUUGUUCCUGGCGGUGAAUCUCAUCCAAUGGAUGUUGAAGAGCCACUUGACAACAAGUUAUCUGUGGAGCAAGGCAGCAUUGACCAAAUUAAUGACAAUAGAGAUUCAGGUUCAUCUGAAAAGUUGCAUUCAGGGAAAAAGUCUGCUGAUGACUCCAUGGAGGCAAAUGUGUCUGAGAGUAAACAGAUUGAUUCUAAGGUGGAUACUGAGAAAAAUGGAGAUAAUGUGGAAGCAGUGAACAGAAAGGUGGUAGAUCCUGAUGUUGUCAGGAAUCAUAUAACUGCAGAUGUGAAAGCUGCUUCUAUUGAAAACAAAAGUGACCCAGCUGUGCAAUCUGUGAAAAGGAAGGCCAAUGAUGAUGAAGCAGUGGUUAGCAAAGGUACUGUGAAGAGGCAGCGUAGAUGGAAUUCAGAAAAUCUCGAAAUUCCACAGAAUCAGAGUGGAACCAUCAUUGCUUCUACUACACCUAAGAAUGCAUCCCAUCCUACUUUCAAACGCAGUUUGUCUAUGUCUAAUUCGAUGGCUAGUGAAGAAUUAACAAAGGAACGUGUGGUUCCACCAUCACCCAAACCUGCUACAAAUUCUCUCAGAAUUGAUCGUUUUCUGCGUCCUUUUACCUUGAAAGCUGUGCAAGAACUACUCGGUAAAACUGGUACCGUCACAAGUUUCUGGAUGGAUAACAUCAAAACCCACUGCUAUGUGUCGUAUUCAUCUGUUGAAGAAGCUAAUGAAACUAGAAAUGCUUUGUACAACUUGCAAUGGCCUUCAAAUGGGGGAAGGCUACUGGUAGCUGAGUUUGUUGAUCCCCUGGAAGUUAAAAUGCAUGUUGAGGGUCCUCCUCAAUCUCCUGUAACUCCUGUAAGCAUGGGCCCUACUGCAUCUGCUGCCCCACCAGCUAUGCAAGCACAGCCUUUGAGGCAACAGGUUCAGAAAAAGCAGCUUCCACCUCCUCCAACUCUCCCACCACCGCCACCAUUGUGUAAUCCACCCCCACUGAAAGAGAGGCAUACUCUUCCACCACCACCUCCACUUCCUGCAAAAGUUGACCCUCCAAUUGUCACAUUGGAUGAUCUUUUUAGGAAGACCAGAGCAACACCUCGUGUUUACUACCUUCCAUUGUCUGAUGAACAAGUUGAAACAAAGCUCAAGGCACAGGGGAAGGAUACUAAGCAGUAUGCAGGUCUUGCAUAUAGGAUUUUCCAGUUAUGGUGCAGGAGAAGCUGGUCCGUUGAGGGUUUUGUGGUUUUUCGAAGAUCAUUUUGGUUUGAAACUGAAUUAAAUUUUGCAUCCCCAGUGGGGCAUCCUUAUCCUGUCCUCUGCUCUGCUUCUCUACCAAAGCAAAGUUCCAAGUUUAAACUUCCAUGGUUAGAAUCUAAAGUCCUGGUGAAUGGAAGGCAUUUAUGGAUCUCCUUUAGGCUGGAACUUCCAUGUAGUUCAGAAUGUAGCAUUUUGAAAAUGGACAUAAAUUCUUGUUUGCAACCUCAUAUCUUCACUGCUGAAGUUGUAGUGCAUUUUGUGUUUACAUGCUAUGUGUUUAUAAGUGAUGUUAUAUGAUCAUUAAUCACGGAACCCUUUAAAACCAGGAGAAAAAUGCAUAGCAUGCUUACUUAUUAACAUUUCAGUACUUAA